CAUAAAGAUAUUUUACACUAUCAUUUAAUAUAUUUCGACGGUUUUGUUUAGUUAUACAACUGAGAUAUUAUAAACCAACAGAUAAUUUUAUAUCCUAAAAUGUCAGUGACAAUUCAUACAGAUGUUGGUGAUAUGAAAGUAGAAGUGUUUUGUGAAGAUUGUCCGUUAGCUGCUGAAAACUUUUUAGCAUUAUGUGCUAGUGAUUAUUACAAUGGUUGUUUAUUUCAUCGAAAUAUAAAAGGUUUCAUAGUACAAACCGGUGAUCCUACUGGUACUGGUAAAGGCGGUACCAGCAUUUGGAAUAAAAAAUUCAAAGAUGAAUUUAAAGAAAAUCUGAAGCAUAAUGAGAGAGGCAUGAUAUCAAUGGCGAAUAAUGGACCAAAUACUAACAGUAGCCAGUUUUUCAUAACUUAUUCUGAGCAACCCAGCUUAGAUUUAAAAUAUACAGUUUUUGCUAAAGUGAUAGACGGUUUUGAUACUUUAGAUGAAUUAGAAAAAAUUCCUGUCAAUCCCAAAAACUAUAAACCAACAACAGAAGUUAGAAUUUCAAGUAUAACAAUACACGCAAAUCCUUUAGCAAAAUAGAUUUUGGUAAUUAUCAUAUAAAAUAAUAAUUUGCAUAUUAUACUAUUUCAUAAGAAUUUUUUAAUGGUAA
This is a messenger RNA of Ctenocephalides felis (cat flea), 655 nucleotides long. RefSeq names its product peptidyl-prolyl cis-trans isomerase-like 3. The transcript is spliced from 4 exons. Gene Ontology annotation, biological process: protein folding; protein peptidyl-prolyl isomerization. Gene Ontology annotation, cellular component: catalytic step 2 spliceosome. Lineage: Eukaryota; Metazoa; Arthropoda; Insecta; Siphonaptera; Pulicidae. The coding region runs from base 100 to 585 and encodes 161 amino acids. The record is from RefSeq and is a predicted model, not a curated record. Gene Ontology annotation, molecular function: peptidyl-prolyl cis-trans isomerase activity.